AUGCGGGGCGGCCCGGGGCUCGCGCUGCUCGGCGCGCUCCUGCCCUGGCUCUCGGGGGCCGCGGGCCCCCCCGCCCCGCGCCGCGACCCCCGCGACCCCGCCAGGGGCGCCGAUUUCGACCGCGUCUACGGCGGGGUGGUGAGCCUCAGCACCGAGAACAUCUACUCCUUCAACUACACCAGCCAGCCCGGCCAGGUGAAUGCUGUGCGAGUAUAUGUGAAUAGUUCCUCAGAGAACCUCGACUAUCCAGUCCUCGUCGUGGUUCGCCAGCAGAAAGGGGUGCUGUCCUGGCAGGUUCCUCUGCUCUUCCAAGGACUAUACCAGAGAAGUUACAACUACCAGGAAGUAAGCCGUACUUUGUGUCCCUCAGAAGCAACCAAUGAAACAGGACCUCUGGAGCAACUGAUAUUUGUGGAUGUAGCAUCCAUGGCACCACUGGGUGCCCAGUACAAACUGCUGGUUACCAAGAUCAAGCACUUCCAGCUACAGACAAAUGUUGCCUUUCACUUCACUGCCAGCCCCUCUCAACCUCAGUAUUUUCUAUACAAGUUUCCUGAUGAUGUGGAUUCGGUUAUUAUUAAAGUAGGGUCUGAAAUGGCUUAUCCGUGUUCUGUUGUCUCAGUCCAGAAUAUCAUGUGCCCAGUGUAUGACCUCGACCACAAUGUGGAAUUUAAUGGUGUCUAUCAGUCCAUGACCAAGAAAGCUGCCAUCACACUACAGAAGAAGGAUUUUCCAGGCGAGCAGUUCUUCGUGGUAUUUGUGAUAAAGCCUGAAGAUUAUGCCUGUGGAGGAUCUUUCUUUAUCCAGGGAAAGGAGAACCAAACUUGGAAUUUACAACGAACAAAGAACCUUAAAGUGACCAUUGUUCCUUCCAUUAAAGGAUCUGUUUAUGUAAAAUCCAUCCUUCUCAGUUCCCUCAUCUUCUUCUCCUUCUACUUGGGAUGCCUGCUUGUUGCGUUUGUUCAUUAUAUCAGGUUUCAAAGAAAAUCCAUCCGUGGAAGCUUUGGUUCCAGUGAUGGCUCUGGUAAUACGGCGGUAUCACGUCCCAUUGCUGCCAGCACCCCUGAAGGAAGCAAUUACGGGGCAAUAGAGGAAUCAAGCUCCAGCCCUGGCAGGCAGGUGUCCUCCUCCGACGGUGGGCACACGUGCCAGUCAGACACAGACAGCUCCGUGGAGGAGAGUGACUUCGACACCAUGCCAGACAUUGAGAGUGAUAAGAACGUCAUCCGGACCAAGAUGUUCCUUUACCUGUCAGAUCUGUCCAGGAAGGACCGGAGAAUUGUCAGCAAAAAAUAUAAGAUUUAUUUUUGGAACAUCAUCACCAUCGCUGUGUUUUAUGCACUGCCUGUGAUCCAGCUGGUCAUCACCUACCAGACAGUGGCGAAUGUCACUGGCAAUCAGGAUAUCUGCUACUACAACUUCCUCUGUGCUCACCCCUUGGGUGUCCUGAGUGCCUUCAACAACAUUCUCAGUAACCUGGGCCAUGUGCUCCUGGGCUUCCUUUUCCUGCUAAUAGUCUUGCGCCGGGACAUUCUCCAUCGCAGAGCCCUGGAAGCCAAGGACAUCUUUGCCAUGGAGUAUGGGAUUCCUAAACACUUUGGUGUUUUCUAUGCAAUGGGCAUCGCAUUGAUGAUGGAAGGAGUGCUCAGUGCGUGUUACCAUGUCUGCCCUAAUUACUCCAACUUCCAAUUCGACACCUCCUUCAUGUACAUGAUCGCGGGCCUGUGCAUGCUGAAGCUCUACCAAACCCGCCACCCUGACAUCAAUGCCAGCGCCUACUCGGCCUACGCCUCCUUCGCAGUGGUCAUCACACUCACCGUCCUCGGAGUGGUGUUUGGAAAAAAUGACCUGUGGUUCUGGGUCAUCUUCUCUGCAAUUCAUAUCCUGGCGUCUCUGGCCCUCAGCACCCAGAUCUACUACAUGGGUCGUUUCAAGAUAGACGUGUCUGAGACAGAUUUGGGGAUUUUUCGACGGGCCGCUCUGGUGUUCUACACGGACUUCGUGCAGCAGUGCAGCCGGCCGCUGUAUAUGGACAGGAUGGUGUUGCUCAUCGUGGGAAAUCUGGUUAACUGGUCCUUCGCCCUCUUUGGACUGAUCUAUCGGCCCAGGGACUUUGCUUCCUACAUGCUGGGGAUCUUCAUCUGUAACCUGCUGCUCUAUCUGGCCUUUUACAUCAUCAUGAAGCUUCGCAGCUCCGAGAAGCUCCUGCCCAUCCCGCUCUUCUGCAUCGUGGCCACUGCUGUGAUGUGGGCCGCCGCCCUGUACUUCUUCUUCCAGAAUCUCAGCACCUGGGAGGGAACCCCAGCAGAGUCCCGGGAGAAGAACCGGGAGUGUAUCCUGCUGGAUUUCUUUGAUGACCAUGACGUCUGGCACUUCCUCUCGGCCACUGCCCUGUUUUUCUCAUUCUUGGUUUUGUUAACCCUGGAUGAUGACCUGGAUGUGGUCCGGAGAGACCAGAUCCCUGUCUUCUGAGCCUCCAGCAUUCAGAGAGGGAGAGGGAGCAAUCAAUCUUGGUGCUGUUUCAUGAAAAUACGGGGGCUGCAGCAAAGUCACCACUGCCAAACGCUCCACUUGCCUCUGUCAAGUCAACUCUGCGUGCAUUCACCAGGGAGGAGUGGGGCUGGAGGGAGAUUCAAGCCUGCAGAAAGCGAGGCAGAGGGGAACCCGCGGGUAUGGACAGAGCAAGCCCUGAAGAGUCGAGAGAAACCCCCCCUUCCAUUUGCAGCCCUGAGCUAGAUGUGGACAAAAGCUGCAUCAACGUCAACUUGCUGUCUUGGGACCCCCACCCACCCACCCUCACCUGAGAUUUGCCAGCAAGGGCAGAGCGACGCUACACUCUUUGUCCAGCUGCCUCCAGGCCCAAAGAGGCCAGCAGCCCAGAUCUCCUGCCCAGACACCAGGUGGGCGACCCCUGCGCCCCACAACAUCUGCUGCUCUAGACAUCCCAGAGCACCAGCUCACUUCUCCGAGGUCCAGGGAUGACGGAGAUUGCUCAGAGUCUGGUGGACGGCUGAACCCAGCACCCUACCCAUCCGGGUUUAGUAGGACCAGCUAGUCACCUCCUUGGAAGGAAUGCCGGAUGUGUCCCCGCCCCCUAGGUUCCUGACCCCAUUAGAAGGGCUCAGGAUUGGGCUCUCUCUGUUAGGACACUUGUCCUAACAGGUAACUGUCUCUGGGACCAAGGCUUGGGUGCUUACCUACUUCUUAGUGUCUUCAUCUCACUGUGUGCUGACCCCACAUCUCAGGCUCUGCUUUCUUGGGAAGGCUGUCACCCCACCAGCUCCGAGGCUGAGGGGGAAACAGGAAAAACUCUUCUAGCAGCUGGAGGAGGGAGAUGACCAACGGGCCUAAGACACUGGUGACAUCAGCAUCAAGCAAACAGACCUCCCCCUCAGGACGUCAGCUCCUGGGGCAAAUCCAGCAAAGGCGAAAUCGCUUCCUCCUGCCUCCAAUGUCAAGAGCUCAAUUCUGUGCCCACAUCACCUGUGGGGAAGAAGUAAUUGCCCUAACCAGCAGCACUGCACUGGGGGGCCCUCUACCACCCACCAAGCCUCCUACCUGUCACUCUAUGCAGAUCAGGGGCUCCAGAUUUUCUCCCUGCAAAUUCUCUAGAAGUAACUCUCCAUAUGAACAUUUUACGCAUCCUCCAGUUGCAAAGAGCAGGACGGUUGAGGAUUAUCAGGUUGCACCUGAUUCUCAUUCUCUCCCCAGGAGGGUGUUGCAAAGCUCCACGUCCCACUUCACUCUCCCCUAAACAGCCCCAUUUCAACCAAGCACCCUUAUUACCUGGAGUAAGAUGUAAUCAGAAAAUAGACCUACGAAUGUGUACGCACAUAUACUUGCCUGUGAAACUGAAGUCACCUGUCACCUCUGCUUUCCUGAUCAUUCAUUAGAGAAAUGGAUUGAGCAUCCUUUAAAAAAAUUAUUCUUCUGUCUCUAAAAUAUUUGCAUAAUGCUCAAAAUCACAGUUUUGGAAGUUUGAAAAGUUUAAAAACACAGAGAUGCUUUUUUUUUUUUUUUCCCCACAGAGAUGCUUUUAAUGAAGCUUUUCAUGGUUUGGCUUUUUUCUUAAACGCCCCCAAAUUUAUAUUUGGCUUUCUGUUAUUCUUUAUUCCUCAAAAACUGUUGGCUUCCAUAGGCCAUCUGAAGGCCACCUAUUAAAUGGUUGUGUUAGUCUAACACCUAAAACAAUUUCAAAUCUAUUUAACUAUGGUUUAUUUGACCUUAUUCUUUUAUUUUUAAUGCACUGCUGGUUUCAAAUAUAAAAAAGAAAGAAAGAAAGAUACCCUAAGAAAAUAUGGACAAAGUCUGUUCAAGUGGCCCUGUGGUCCAAAGUGAAUAAAUUGUGAGAUGCGUUA
Messenger RNA from Canis lupus familiaris (dog), 4358 nucleotides. It is a transcript of the gene SIDT1, whose product is annotated as SID1 transmembrane family member 1. Gene Ontology annotation, cellular component: membrane. The record is from RefSeq and is a predicted model, not a curated record. The transcript has 26 exons. NCBI's taxonomy places the organism in Eukaryota, Metazoa, Chordata, Mammalia, Carnivora, Canidae. The coding region runs from base 1 to 2472 and encodes 823 amino acids.